AUGUCAGGCGUGGGAGUGAUCGUUUCGGAUCCGUUGCUACAAAGCCAGCUCACACAAGUGGAGCUUCGCUCUCUCAAUUCCAAGUUUGCGGCGUUGAAGAAUCAGAGAGAUAAAGUUACGUUAGAGGAUCUUCCACCUGUGUUAGCGAGGGUGAAGUCACUCACCUCUGCUUUCAAGGAGAAAGAAAUCAGAGAAACCUUACCAGUUUUGGCUUCUGAUUACGCAACCGUCGAUGAUCUUGAUUUCGAAUCCUUCCUCAGAGUGUAUUUGAUUUUGAGAGAUAAAGCUGCUGAUAAAUCUGGUGGUCUUAAGCACUCUGCGUCGUUUCUUAAAGCUAACUCAACGACUCUUCAUACGAUUAAUCAGUCUGAGAAGGGCUCUUUUGUGCAUCAUAUCAAUAGAUAUCUUGGGGAUGAUCCGUUUUUGAGGCAGUUUCUUCCUUUGGAUCCGGAUUCUGAUGGUUUGUAUGAGCUUGUGAAAGAUGGUGUGCUUUUAUGUAAGUUUAUUAAUAUAGCAGUUCCUGGGACAAUUGAUGAGCGGGCGAUCAACACGAAGAGAGUACUUAAUCCGUGGGAGAGAAAUGAGAAUCAUACGCUCUGUCUCAACUCUGCUAGAGCUGUUGGCUGUAGUGUGGUUAAUAUUGGGACACAGGACUUGGCUGAAGGACGACCUCAUCUGGUGCUUGGAUUGAUCUCCCAACUCAUAAAGAUUCAGCUCCUCGCUGAUCUAAGUUUGAAGAAGAUGCCUCAGCUUAUUGAGUUGGUGGAGGACAACGAGGAUAUAGAAGAAUUUCUGAGAUUACCCCCAGAGAAAAUGUUGCUCAAAUGGUUGAACUUCCAUCUCAAGAAAGGUGGCUACAAAAAAACCGUUGGAAACUUUUCUUCGGAUCUGAAGGAUGCAAAAGCCUAUGCUUUCCUUCUCAAUGUUCUUGCACCUGAACACUGCGAUCCAGCUACUCUAAACGCCGAGGAUGAUCUUGAAAGGGCUAACAUGGUCCUUGAACACGCAGAGAGAAUGAACUGCAAACGGUACUUGACUGCAGAAGAGAUAGUUGAGGGGUCUUCGUAUUUAAAUCUCGCAUUUGUUGCACAGAUUUUUCACGAAAGGAAUGGCCUAAGCACUGAUGGCAGGUUCUCCUUUGCGGAGAUGAUGACUGAGGAUAUACAGAGUUGCAGAGAUGAAAGAUGCUACCGUCUAUGGAUUAACAGCCUAGGGAUUGACAGUUAUGUCACUAAUGUGUUUGAAGAUGUUAGAAACGGAUGGAUCCUUCUUGAAGUUCUUGACAAGGUCUAUCCAGGCUCAGUUAACUGGAAGCAUGCUUCAAAACCACCGAUCAAGAUGCCGUUUAAGAAAGUAGAGAACUGCAAUCAAGUCGUGAGGAUUGGGAAAGAGAUGAGAUUCUCGCUCGUAAAUGUAGCUGGAAAUGACAUAGUUCAAGGGAAUAAGAAGCUUAUCCUCGGCUUCUUAUGGCAGUUGAUGAGAACCCAUAUGCUCCAGCUUCUCAAGAAUCUUCGAACUCGGACACGAGGAAAAGACAUGACUGAUUCAGAAAUCAUCAGCUGGGCAAACAGGAAAGUCAAAAUCAUGGGACGUAAAUCACAGAUUGAAAGCUUCAAGGAUAAGAGUCUAUCUAGCGGAUUGUUCUUCCUCGAUCUUCUAUGGGCGGUUGAGCCAAGAGUUGUUAACUGGAACCUUGUCACCAAGGGUGAAGCAGAGGACGAGAAGAGAUUGAAUGCUACAUACAUCGUCAGUGUAGCAAGAAAGCUUGGUUGCUCUGUUUUCUUGUUACCAGAAGAUAUCGUGGAUGUGAAUCAAAAGAUGAUGUUAAUCUUAACCGCAAGUAUAAUGUAUUGGAGUCUUCAGCAAAAGUCAUCAUCGUCAGAGAGUUCGAGUUCUGAUACUUCAUCCACUCAUAGCACAACCACAACGUGCACGAGCACUGAUGCUUCACCAGCUCCAUCUGUCACUGGAGAAGACGAUGUCUCUUCCUUAAACGAAGAAGUCUCGAGCCUAACCAUCGAAGAAGACAAUGACGCAGACAUCUUGUCUGAUGUCACCUCCGUCUCAGAGGAAGCAGCCAUUGAAUAGAACGACAGGACUGAUAUAUCUUUGCCGGAACAGAGUUGCUCUGUCAUUAUUUCACAUCUUCUCUGUUUGUGUUAAUAAUAAAAUUUAUAUUUAUUACCUCUAUAAAAAACAAAUAAACAUUUAAAGGGAAAAAAAACGAAACUUUUUGUGAAGAAUAUUAAAGUGUCAUUGUUUUUCAAUUUUCUUCUAAAAGAAUAUAAUUGUACUGGUGUUGAAAAAAGAAUAGUAUUUACAAAUUAAGAGGUUUAUAAUGGAUAAAG
Messenger RNA from Eruca vesicaria subsp. sativa (arugula), 2348 nucleotides. The record is from the annotation of a GenBank genome assembly. NCBI's taxonomy places the organism in Eukaryota, Viridiplantae, Streptophyta, Magnoliopsida, Brassicales, Brassicaceae.